CCAUAACAUAGCACAUAUCAGUUGUGUUCAGCCGCUCAACAUCGCCCACUCAUGCGCGUACCUUUUGGCGCCGAAGCGCUGCCACAGAGCGCAGCCCACGUCCGAUUUGCGUCGCGGCAGGUUUGGGGUAAAGUGCGCUGCCCGCGGCCCUAGUCUUUUUAUCUAGGACUUUCCAACGCAAACCCGAGGUUGUCGCUGGCAGUUUGGCUGUACACCAAAAAUCUAUUAGCAUGACAAUAAGUACACACCGAUAGUUGGAGCACGCCAUCGCCUGGAGAUUGGGGGCUCGAGCUUGGGGGUGUAGAGGACGUGAGGUUGCUGAAAGGUGUCCCCGUGUGGCCGCUACUCGCGUAUGACUGGCAGGCCGCACUCGAAGCCGCGGUGAAUUUGGCGUGCCAAAGUGACCGUCUUAGCGUCGCAAGAGCCCGAUUUGGCGUUUCAAGUUCUCGGCGUUUCGCCAGCGAUGGGGUUAUCUCGACUGCUUUUUGGGGCCGUGGACAACUGUGACCGUUUGGAACUCUAAGCCGAAUCCUGAGCUGCGCUAACGAUCCUAUAAAUCGCUGCGGGGCCCCACACAUUAACCGAUCCGGAUUGCAGAAAUCCUGUCGAAAGUCACUAAUGCACUCCGGCGGCCGCUGCUCGCCACGACGGCACCUACUAGCACGCUCGUCGCAAUGGCACCCCGUGAUGUUUCGAUAGUUUGUAAGCGUCGGGCCCACUUCGCAAGCCUGAGUGGGCUCGUGGUCUAACUCGACGAUCAUCUGGCCGCGAUAGUGGAUGGCCAUUGCGCUAAGGCCGGUGUUGAAGAAAUAGAUUUACCUAGCGUAUUCUGGUAGCGACGGCUUAUGGGGACGGCGUAGAGGGACGGCGCCCGGGGAGGCGACAACUUGAACUUGCGACUUCCAGCCAGUGCCUCGGAAUGUCGGUGAAUUAAAUAUCACCCUUUCCACUCACUCUAGCGCCGGCAUGAGACCCUCCUGCUCAGGUUUCACAAAGCAGGAUUUGUUCGCGGAGGAGCGAUGCCCCUAGUGGGAUCCUUAGCUCUAGCGAUCCAGUUCAGCAAGUAAGCUCAAGCAACAGCAAAAUGAAGGUAUUUCAAUGUUGAUUGCCUUAAUAAUUAGAGUCAUCAUAGGUCACUCUAGCGCUUGCCCUUUCUGCGCACGCACUCGCGUACGUUGCGCCGAAGCACAAUACUGUGAGCGUGCUCUCGGCGACCAAAGAGGACAUGGCGGCACUAGCUGAGUCAAAUCCUGAUUUCCUUGGCCAGUCUCUCGGUCUGUGGGACCCGCUCGGUGUGUUUCUGGCACCAUAUCACGUAUCACCUGAUCGACUUUGCUCCGCGCAGGGUGUCUAAAUCUUGAUUUCUGGACGCUUGGCAACGAAGCUACUAUCGGUUAUCUACGACAUGCGGAGAUCAAGCACGGUCGUGUGGCAAUGGCAGCGUUUCUUGGAUACCUUGCACAGUCGACCCCAGUUGUCUCUGGGCCACAUGCCAAGCUUCCCUACUCGGGGUACGAACCUGGCCUCACCCCCCCGGAGCAGUGGGAUGCGAUCCCACUCGCUGGUAAGAUUCAGAUAUUCGGGAUAAUCGGCAUGCUCGAAUCGUACGGCGAGAUUCUUCCGCAGCACUACUGCAAUGGUGGACUCCCUGGCUAUUAUCCGCCUAUCAAAGGCAACCGUUUUGAGUUAAUCUUUAACCUCUACGACCCAUUCAAUUGGUUUGAUGAAAACAAAGACAAGAUCCGUGGGCGUCAGGUCGAGAUCAAUAAUGGUAGACUCGCCAUGCUGGGUAUUUUCAGCAUCAUUUCUGAGUCCAAGGUCCCUGGCUCGGUGCCCCUUAUUACUGGCUUAAUUCCGGAGUACAAGGGAGAUUACAUGGUACUCUUUCGGUGCAGAAUUGAAGGCAAAAUUUACUGUAGUGCAGUGUGUACUUCUUCGGAGGCGCAACCCCAGCCUUUUUUCAGCUCAACUCCCUCCAUAACUGCUUUCACCUUUGCUCAGCUUAUCUGACUUAAUUUCUCUAAAUAUAGGUCCCUUUUGAAGCCGAUUUUUCUAUUUUUGCGUAGCAAAUGUACA
Pelagomonas calceolata is the source of this 2076-nucleotide messenger RNA. The record is from the annotation of a GenBank genome assembly. Lineage: Eukaryota; Pelagophyceae; Pelagomonadales; Pelagomonadaceae.